CACGGUGUCAGCACAUGAAGUCUCGAAGGGCCUUCUUGGGGGAAACUUGAAGGCUACCCGUCUAGCAACAUUGUCAAAACCUUUCCCUGAAUAUCGUGUCAACUAUGGGGUCUCCAUCUCAGGACAAUGCCAUCCCAGCGCACUGCCCUAAUACCCUUCUGACAAGUGUCGCCGCGAACCAGGUCUGCAAGUCGUUUGGCAUCAAGAUCUCGGCAAACGCGCAGGUCGUCCAAGUCGCCCACAAUGCCUGUUUCGACUCGCUCUUCAUAGACCUCGAGCACGGCUGGUUGUCCCUAGACGAGGCCAGCAACCUGUGCAACGUCGGCCUGCUCUCUGGGAUCACACCCUUUGUGCGGGUCCCGCAUCAGUGUGGCAACGGCUUCGUGCAGAGGGUCCUCGAUGGCGGCGCGAUGGGCAUCGUAUUCCCACACAUCGAAAACAAAUCCGAGGCCGAGGCUGCGGUGCGGAUCUGCAAGUAUCCGCCGUUCGGGUGUCGUUCCAUGACAGGCAUGCUGCCCCUCUUCGGCAUGCGCAAGACUUCGCUCAGCACCGCUUCAGAGGUUGGCAACGCUCUGGGCUCCACCGUUAUCGUCAUGAUCGAGAGCCAGGCGGCUGUCGACCGUGCUGAUGAGAUUGCGGCUGUGGACGGUGUCGAGGUCCUCCUGAUCGGGUCCAACGACCUUAGCAUCGACCAGGGAGUCGGCGGCCAGUGGCACCACGCGUCCUACAGGUCCGCCAUGGAAAAGGUCAGCCAAGCCUGCCGCAAAGCAGGUAAGGUGUUUGGUGUCGCUGGGGUUUACGAUGAUCCGGAGCUGCACAACUGGUUCAUAAACACACUCGGCGCCCGGUUCUUGCUUGUCCAACAAGACAUAUCCCUUAUCGCCUCCGGGGGUGCGCAAGCUGUCAAAUCGAUACCUGCCGUUUCAAAUUUAUGA
Messenger RNA from Microdochium trichocladiopsis, 935 nucleotides. Its product is annotated as Pyruvate/Phosphoenolpyruvate kinase-like domain-containing protein. Gene Ontology annotation, cellular component: cytoplasm. The record is from RefSeq and is a predicted model, not a curated record. Lineage: Eukaryota; Fungi; Ascomycota; Sordariomycetes; Xylariales; Microdochiaceae. The transcript has 2 exons. The coding region runs from base 105 to 935 and encodes 276 amino acids. Gene Ontology annotation, molecular function: aldehyde-lyase activity.